AUGCUCUUAUCGCCUCAACAAGAAUCAAAAUUUUCUGCUGCGCUCUCGAAGAGGUUUGAGAAUGAAGGUGUUCAUUCAUUUUUGGAAAACUUCGAAGCAGUUGCACAGAAACAUGAACAACGACGACAGAAGAUCAAAAAAGAGGGAGAAAUUGAGGUCGAGAAAAGUCCUCUGGAAUUUCGCUUAACAUUUGGUGAACGACCGAAAGGUUUAACACAAAGUGAAUUUGAAUUACUUUAUAUCGAAACUUUAUAUACCAUCAAACACAAAAUUGGUACAACGACAUCGAAGCACAGUGGAGGAGAGAACGAUUUGUACGCAUAUGCUCAAGAAGCAUUUGGAUUAUCAAAUGAAGAUCAUCAACGUUUAUUAGCCAAAGCAAAUGAAGAAAAACCACCUAUAUUGAUUUUAAAUGUUGAAAUAGUCGAAGCGAAAGACUUAGAGGCCAAAGAUACAAACGGAUUUUCUGAUCCAUAUUGUAUGUUGGGCAUCGUUCCGGAAAUCCGUAAGUUUGUGAUACCACAGCAAGGCACAAGUGGCGUAUCAUCGGAUGAAGAAGGAGCGAAUGCAAACUCUCCUAAUGACCACAAACUUGGUUUUAUGAAGCGUUUGAAAAGUUUUCGCAAAUCCACAAUUCGUCGAGCACAAGGUCGGGAGAAAACAACGUCGACAACGGGCUCGAGUCCGCAUAAUGUUCUAAAAGAUAAACUUCCAGCGAAAUAUAUUCAAACGACUGAUGUGAAGAAAGCGACGCUAAAUCCAGUUUGGAUGGAGAAAUUUCGUUUCGAUAUCGAAAGUGGAAAAACUGAAACAUUUCAUUUGGAUAUUUGGGAUCACGAUGAUGAAUUCUCCGUGUUUGAAGCGGCAAAGAAAUUGAAUGAAGUGCAAGGUUUUAAAGGACUCAAUCGAUAUUUCAAACAAAUUGCUCAAUCUGCACGAACGAAUUGUUCGACCGAAGGUUCCCAUAUAGACGAUUUCUUGGGUUCUGUGAACUUGAAAAUCAGCGAAAUUCCGUCAAUUGGCAUCGACAAAUGGUUUUCCUUGGAAGGCCGGAGUGAAAACUCGAAAGUUCGUGGUCAAAUUCACAUUCGAGCGAAAUUAACAACCCGAGAAGACCGAGGAAUCCCCGAAGAAGAUAAUUGGACAGAUAUUAAACAACAUGUUGAACUUUUACAAAUAUUUAUCGAACAUGAAUUAAACAAAUUCAAGGGAGAGAAAAAUCAUUGGACUGGCGAACUAUCGCGUGAUGCUGAAACAAUUUUGCAUCAACAUGCGAUCCAAGGCGAUAUUACCGAUACUCAGCGGUCGAUGUGUCGUUGGAUCGCGUAUUCAAAGAAACAUUUGCAACGUCCGUUGACGAAUAAAUUAUUACUCUCUGUUACGGAACAAUUAGAACGAACAUGGAAGUCAACAGCAUUGACUCGAGAUGAAACUGAUAUGCUAACCGAAGCGUUUACCUUGUUUCUCAAUCAUUGUUUCAAACAAUUGACGAGAAUUCGAGAAUUAUUUCCAGCGAAUAAUAAAAUCGCCAUUGAACGAUUGGAACAGCUCUUAACAAUCAUUGCUAAAUUACACAGUAUGGAAGUAUUUCGGUAUUGCUGUCCGUUUCAAAAUAAUCUUCAGUAUGAAUUGACAUCGGUUAUCAAAACAGGAACAAUCGAAUGGUUCGAUCGAAUGGUUUCACAAAUAACAAAGCCGAGAUUACGAUCUGACGAAGAUAUUCUAAGAAACACAAGUGAAUUGGUUUAUGUUAUCAUCGCGGAUGCUUAUUCGGCUGUGAAAUAUUACAACCCAGUCUUUGAAUCGUAUGUUUAUAAUUGCGAUUUAGAUUUUAUUUUUGAUGAUUUUGGUGGCUUUAGGACGACUAAAAUGACGUUUUAUAACAUUUCAUUCAAGAAGAUCGACGGAAAGCUAAUGGAUAUUGUUAUCAAAGCCUUGGAAGAGGAGCUCGGUGAUCAAAUUCAUCAAUCUCCAGCGAAGCUACUAGAAAACAAGGAACCGGAUUCCUUAGACGCUUCGACAUUUGCUUCAUCAGCCGAACAAAUCAGUUUAGCAUUGUUUGAACUCUAUCUUUCACUUCACGAAUUAGCCAAAUACAAAAUCUACGUCAAUGAAACCGAUCGAGUUAAUCUGAAAAUCAUUCAGUAUCAUAUGUAUUUCGGUGCAGCCGUAAAGAAAUGGUUAUCCGUUGCUCGAAAUAAAAUUCUCCAUCGAAUCGAACGUUCGGUUGAAAAAGACAAAGCCGAAGGCACUGGAACAUCCACGUGCAAUGUCAAAUUCACAAGUUCAUCACUCGAUGUUUCCAAUUGUUUCAGUCAAAUAUCACAAUUCUGGCGAAGAUUAGCUUGGCCGGAUAUCAUCAGUUCAAUAACAUAUUUAAUUAAAAUUACCGAAGAUAUGGCGAAUGCAACACGUUUAUAUGCAACAUUAGUAGAAGGAAAACUAAACGCAAGGAAGUUUUACGAAACCAAUGAUUUAUCCUAUUACAUUCAAGAACUUUCUUUAACCGUCAAUGAUACGGAACGAAUUCGCGAGUCGUUUAAGACUUUGCCGAUUGAAUUAUCUUAUGAUAAAUUGUUAGUCGCAGCAGAGAAAUUCCAUCCGAUUACAGUUGUGGAUGAAUAUCGUAAGAAAAUCGAAACAACAGUCGCUAUGUGCAGUCAGGAAAUCACUGAUCGUAUUUAUCAAAUUUUGAGCAAAGUCGUGACAAAUAUCGAAAUGGAUUUGAAACAACAUCUGUUUCACAUUAUCGAAGCACCUGAACUCGUUUCGUCUCAAGAAACAGUUCAGCCACUUUUCGCGUUUCUCGACACCCGAACUGCACCGUACCGUGAAUAUCUCAUCAAACAAAAUUUUACCAGAUUAUUGGAACUCAUCUGGUCGGUUCUUAUUGAUCAACUUUUAUCUGAAAUUGAAAAAAUAUCAACACCGCGAUCUAUUGCGUCUUAUGUACGUUUGACAAAAGCUCUUGAUUCCAUCGUUGAUUAUUUCAACGCUGAAGAACAAUGUUUAGCAAAAGAAGCACUGAAAACUGAUAAAUACAAAUUAAUCAAAAAAUUACUGAAAUAUCAUUCCACUGAUACACAUUCUUUGAUUAAGUUAUACUAUCAAGAGAAAGUUCAAGAACAAGAACGAGCUGGUAUUAAUAAUCAGCCGGCGCAUUUAACAGAUUUAGGGAAACUUUAUUGUCGAGCAUAUUAUCAUUUGAAAGAAGAAACUCUAUACGUCGAAAUACUUUCGUGUAAAAAUCUUAAACCUUGUGACUCGAAUGGUUUAAGUGAUCCGUAUGUGGAAGUUCAAUUAUGUCCGAAAUUUUUAUAUCCUCAUAUCGAAACACAGCAAACAGUGAUUGUGAAAAAGACGUUGAAUCCGUUGUUCAACGAGAAAUUCGAAUUUCGUUUAACUGAGAAAGAAUGUAAUCUGUCCGGUGGUGUUAUUCAUUUUACCGUCAUGGAUCAUGAUUUAAUGUGGUCAAACGAUUUCGAAGGUGAAGCUUUUCUCGACAUGUCCAAAGUAAUUGGCAUUCCGAAUGAAUCAAAUAGUGAAAAUCGACCAUUGGAUGAAUUGAGACAGAUCGAACUUGCUUUGACACACCCGAAAGCUAUUCGAAGUCGUAUUAUUGAAAUCUUGGAAAUACGUACAUCGGACAAGGUAGCCGCGGAAUUUGUCCGGCGACGACGCGAAACCGAAAAUCAAUAA
Molecule: messenger RNA, 3699 nt
Organism: Adineta ricciae
Lineage: Eukaryota; Metazoa; Rotifera; Eurotatoria; Adinetida; Adinetidae
Source: the annotation of a GenBank genome assembly